Molecule: messenger RNA, 5178 nt
Organism: Glarea lozoyensis ATCC 20868
Lineage: Eukaryota; Fungi; Ascomycota; Leotiomycetes; Helotiales; Helotiaceae
Product: Cysteine proteinase
Exons: 8
Coding region: 1-5178 (1725 amino acids)
Biological process (GO): protein deubiquitination
Molecular function (GO): cysteine-type deubiquitinase activity
Source: RefSeq, a predicted model, not a curated record
AUGAUCACAUCAAACUCUAAAUACAGACCCAGCCUUAACUGGAUAUCUCCCCACCAAAGUUCAAACGGCAUUACCGACAUCAUCUCCUUUCUCCCCCACGCUGCACAACUAGAGCUGCAGAGGCAGCUCGCAUUCACGACGGCAAUCUUUACAAAGAAAAGAAAGCUCUCCCCACCGCCUAUCCCGGAGCAGGAUACCAAUCACGACCGCGAUAUCCCCUUGGCUUCCGUGGAAGUUGCGCGGGCUUCAGACCCAGACGACCCUCCCCUCUUCGAAAGCCCCGAUUCUGACCCAGCUCUUCCUCUUCCUCCGAUACCCUCAUACUUACAAACACCAUCUUUCUCAGGAGCCGACUAUAGUUCGUCUACCGCGAGUUCACCCAGUGCGGCAUACGCUGGUCUCUCCAUUGAGAGCGAGAGAGGCGCAGACACAUCAGCCGCAUCUCAGCGAGGUUCAUCACUUGCCCCGACAAACAGCCAUAGGAGUCUAUCGCCUGUAGGAAACUUUGCUAGAAAGACGAUAAUGGGCGGGGCUGCUGAAAACUCGCAGAGGUCGUCUUCACCGUUGAAGAGAAGGGCAUCGGAUUUGGAGGAUCCAUCUGAGAUAGCGACGACUAAGCCAGAUGUUGAAAUGACCAAUGUUUCCGAUGUGGAACCGUCUAACGGCGUAGAAGCUUCAGAGAAUGCAUCUGCAGUUCGGACAUCGACUCAGGCGAAAGCUGCAGAUGAGACCCCUCUCAAAUCUGAGCCAAAGUCCCCGAAUACUGAAGCAAAACUCAAAUCUGAGACCGAGGUGCCGCCUAUUGACGCCCAAAUAAAAACCGUCACAGCCAUCGCAGAAGCUAGCAGAGAAUCCGCGCUACAAGAUGGGGAUCAGGCGUACUUAGUCUCCAAACGAUGGCUCAAACGUGUCAUGGAGAGAGGCACAGAGUCGAGACAGAACAGCAAGAUCCAACCAGAGGGAGAGAUUGGACCUGUGGACAAUUCGGACCUUAUCCAACAAAUCAUAAAGGACGCUGAUGGCAACGACUUUGUCCAGCUUAAGCCAGGAGCUUUUGAGAGCCUCGAGCUGUUUCCCAAGGACGCCUGGGAUCUUAUUGUUGAAUGGUAUGGCAUCAUGCCGGGUUCAAUUCCCAUAGUUCGAGUUGCGCAUAAUACCAACCCAGACAAAAAUGGCAUUCCCAACGUAGUUUACGAAAUCAAUCCUCCGGUCUUUAGGGUCCAUAGGUUAUGGGGGGAGAACAAUCCAAUCCACAUCCCACAAAUCCUCAAAACAUCCAACCCAGGAACGCCAAUAUUUGUUUGUAGCACAUCUAACAAAUAUGUCGAUUUCUUGGAGAAAAUCAAGGAGAAGGCUAGUAUAGAGAAAACCAAAAAAGUCAGGAUUUGGCGGGUACCAAGGCUACUUCCAGCUGCCAAUCCAUCCACUUCAGCUCCAGAUAGUGCUACUCCGCCAUCAUCUCGACCGGGCUCACCCACUUCCGCCAAUUCUCUUCCUAAUCGCCAGCCUCAGGAUUCCUGGAACCAUCUAUUGCUCGAUGUCACCACGUUCCUUAAGCUUCCUAAUGGCAACGGCAGAGAACUGGUUGAACAACGUGAUGUCAGCGCAGAUACCAACUACAACGGUAGCAUCAGUUUAGCUGUUGUUGGUUUAGGAGAGGAUCAGUCAAUUGUCAUUGACGAGCAAGUUGAUAACCAAUCUUUUGUUUCUACACAUACCUCGAAAGGAUCUACAUUAACUUCCACGGCUAUGACCCGCAGUGGCGUGUCUCAGAGCGCACCGACGAGUGGUCGAAAUAGCCCAGGACCAUCAGGUCCCAUGACACGGGGAAGAACGCAGAAAAGCGGUAGAACACUCGGAACAGUCGGUUUGAGCAAUUUGGGAAACACAUGUUACAUGAACUCUGCGCUCCAGUGUGUUCGCAGUGUGGAGGAGCUGACAAAAUAUUUUCUAAGUGGCACCGCCAAGAAAGAACUCAAUUACGAUAAUCCACUGGGAAAUCACGGUAACGUCGCGCUCGCAUAUCAGCGUCUGUUGGAGGAAAUGUACAAAGAGCCUGUCCCAGCUUCAACUGCGCCUCGUCAAUUCAAAACGACUAUCGGAAAAUACGCCCCUUCUUUCUCCGGAUAUGGUCAACAAGAUUCCCAAGAAUUUCUUGGAUUUCUCCUGGACGGUCUCCAAGAAGAUUUAAGUCGUGUCAAGAAGAAACCGUACAUUGAGAAACCCGAUUCUACAGAUGAAAUGAUCAACAAUCCAGAUCUCAUUCGAGAGAUGGCUGCGAAGGUUUGGGAGAUUACGAAGUUGCGGGACGACUCCGUCAUAGCAGACUUGUUCACUGGCAUGUACAAGUCGACCCUAGUUUGCCCAGAAUGUUCCAAAGUUAGCAUUACGUUCGACCCCUUCAACAACCUGACUUUGCAACUACCAAUUGAAAACUCAUGGCAACACAAUGCCUUCUAUUUUCCAUUGAAUGACCCUCCCGUAACUAUCUCAAUCGACAUGGACAAGCAAGGCACUAUUUUCGCAAUGAAGCAAUUUAUCAGCAAGAGAGUAGGUGUACCUCCUGAGAGAUUAUUCGCGGCAGAGGAGUUCAAGAGCAAGUUCUACAAGAUAUUCAAGGACAAACAAGUAGCUUCCGAGGAGAUCUCAAGUAACGAUGUUUUGGUGGUCUACGAGAUCGAGGACAAGCCAACGAAUUGGCCUCCACGACGAGUUAAAAGAGUCAAGUCUCACAUGAACUUUGGAAACAACGACUCCGAAGAUGACGACGUGCCCAGCUGGGAUGAUCCGAUGGCUGAGAAAAUGCUCGUACCCGUGUUCCAUCGACGACCGAAUCCAGAACGUCUCAACCGCUUCAAGAAAGCAUGGGUUCUCACACCUGCCCCACAUUUUAUCGUCUUAAAUCCCAAAGAGGCACGGGAUCUCGAAAGCAUCAAGAGGAAAAUUCUUGAGAAAGUCGCUACAUUUAGUACCUCGACUGAAUUUCAGGAAGACGAAUCAACAGAUGCCAGUGUAUCGGACAGUGUCGCUUCUGAUAUUGUACUUACUACAGGCUCUGACGCGGAUUCUUCUGGGGAUGGUAAAGUAGUGGCGAGCUCUAUUGACGGCGAAGAUGAGUUGGUAGAUGUUGCCAUGAAGGAUGCUAGUGCAACUUCGGUAAAAGCUACCAAUGGUACAGAUAAUUCAACCUCGUCAGAGGCCGAUAAACAAUUCACACCCCUCCGAGCGUUUAACAAGAGGCGGCCCAAGCUCCUUGACCCUAGUUCUCAUUUGAAUCCACGUCUUCAAAACAUGUUCAGCUUGGGUCACUUUGCAGCCGAUAAGGAGAUGAUACCUUCUGGCUGGAAUUGUGUUGACGAUGACAAGAGUUACUCUCCACUGAGCGAUCGUCUUCCUAAGGUGAAGUCAGCUUCAGACAACGGUUCCGAAGAGUUCGAGCUCGACAGCCCGCGAGGGAACUCUGAAAGCAGUAUUGAGGACAACAGCUUUCGCAGCGAUGUGCAGUCAAAUCAGACUCGGAUGAAUGAAGAAUCAAGUGAUGAGGACGAGCUUGCGCGCCCUCAACCUACCAGAGCUCUUCCUGUCCGUUCAGUUGGUGGGGUCAGAGUAAGCUUUAACAAACGUCGCGCACAUCGUAACAAGAAGACUUACUCAAAGAAGACCAACCAGCAGGAUAUAAAAUCACCUGAUGUCGAUAGUGACCUCGAAGAAGCUCCAACCAAAGAUCAAGGCCCGCUUGUUCGACUGGGAGAAGGAAUAGUCGUUGAUUGGCACCCUGACGCUUGGGAAGCUUUGUUCGAUGGGACUCCUGGGGAUACAAUGAGAGGCUGCGAUACUACCAGUAGUAUCCCCACCUUACCGGAUCCUGAAUUGGAGGCCAAGAAAGCAGCCCGUCAAACCAGAAGGAAGAAUGGCAUUACGUUGGAAGAUUGCCUGAAUGAAUUUGGCAAGGAGGAGAUAUUGUCGGAGAUGGACACUUGGUACUGUCCACGAUGCAAAGAGCAUCGGCGAGCAAGCAAGAAAUUCGAGUUGUGGAGAACGCCUGACAUUCUUAUAAUGCACCUCAAACGAUUCAGUUCUAGUGCCAUGCGACGCGAUAAGCUUGAUGUGAUGGUUAACUUUCCAGUUGAAGGUCUGGAUCUUACCUCGCGGGUUAUUGAAACUCAAGACGGCAAGCAGGAGAUUUAUGAUUUGAUUGCGGUUGACGAUCAUUGGGGUGGACUUGGCGGCGGGCACUAUACGGCCUUUGCAAAGAGCUAUGUUGAUGGGGACUGGUACGAGUAUAAUGAUUCGUCUGUCACCAAAACGAAUAACCCCAACUCAGUCGUCACGCAGGCAGCAUAUCUACUCUUUUACCGUCGGCGAUCAAGUGAACCACUUGGUGGUCCAAAGUUGAAACAGAUCAUAGAUGCUUAUGAUAAUCAUCAAGAUUCACAAGACGAAGAAACAGGAGAUUCGGGGGAAGACCAGGGCCUCGGCGGAAAUACCUUCCUGAGUGGGUCGUCGAGCGCCUUGACAGGAGCAGGAGCAACUCACCGUCGGCCAAAUCAUGGUUCGGCUAGUGCGGGAGUGACAACAAUUUCCCCCGCACAAUUGGAGAGCUUACCUGCUUACAAAUCCCACGAAGAAAACGAUGAAGAUGCAGCACCACUUCUUGCUGACGAUGCAAUGAUGAAUGAUGGUAUACCGAUGAACAGUAUUGAGGAAGAUGAAGGUAUUAGUAUGGAUGAAGACGGCAUGGGCUUUAACAACAUGAACUACAAUACAAUAGGGUCUGCUCCUCCCAACUAUAACAUGAGCCAAUGGAAUUUCAAUGGAUUGGCCAAUGGGCGUGGCCAAGUAUCAGGAACUGGUUCCGACGAAAUGGACGAUGGAGCCAGCGAUAAAGUUAACAUGAACUCUUCGGCUAGCGAUGCUUCUAGGGAAGAUAGACUUCGAGACUUUGAUGAUUCAGUUCCCAUGGAAGACGGUGUCCCUUUCGAAGAUCAGUGUCCAGUUCCUGAUGCUUCCGACGAGCAGCAAGCCACUAUCAUCGACAUGCACCAUACACUUGCGGAACACAGGCUUAUUGGAGAGAAGGGGCUAGGUCCCUUCCACGUGGAGUCCGGACUUGACGAUGAUGAUGAAGAGCCUGCUGCAGAGAUUCAUGUUGACGACGAGCCAUGGAAAGCGGAAUGA